Molecule: messenger RNA, 1654 nt
Organism: Ostrea edulis (European flat oyster)
Lineage: Eukaryota; Metazoa; Mollusca; Bivalvia; Ostreida; Ostreidae
Product: neurocalcin homolog
Exons: 2
Coding region: 54-608 (184 amino acids)
Molecular function (GO): calcium ion binding
Source: RefSeq, a predicted model, not a curated record
CUAAUGUCAUACAGGGCUUAUGCACUGAUGAGAAAUUAUUUUUCCCUCGGCACAUGUUGAAAAUGGGGAAAAGACAUAGCAGAAUAGCACCUAAAACUCUAGCAGAAUUGAGAGAUCAGACAAAUUUUACGGUAGGGGAAAUCCAAGAAUGGUACAAGGAAUUCAGGAUUACUUGGCCGAAGGAGAUUUUGACGAUGAAAGAGUUCAAAACGGCAUACUCUACGAUUUUCCCGAUAGGGGACGCUGCAGAAUUUGCCGAGCACGUUUUCCGCGUUUUUGAUCUUAAUGGGGACGGACUAUUGGAUUUCCGCGAAUUCAUGUGUGGGUUUAGCGUAGUUUUGAGGGGUAGCGUAGAAGAGAAAUUAAUGUUCAGUUUCCGGAUUUAUGACGUUGACUGCAAUGGAUUUAUUUCCCGGGAUGAGAUGAAACAAGUUCUCUCUGCCGUUUACAACGUGGCUGAUGAAAUAAACAGAGAAGAUCCCGCGGAUAAGACGGAGAAAAUAUUUAACCAGAUGGACAUAAACGGUGACGAUAAACUGUCCCUCGACGAAUUUAUUAAUGGGAUUAAAAAGAACUCUCACAUCGUCAAAAUGUUCAACAGCGAGUAAUACAAAUUAGUCGUUACACGUGAGCGUAUAAAAGGAUUUACGUCUCAGGCUUACGUUGUAAUCAAAGUUUAGCUUGUAAAAUUCAUAACCCCGUGGUGUUUUAUUUCUCUAGAAUUGUUUGUCGAUGUAUCUGCAAAAUACUCAUAGGUGAGGAACACCAAGAGUGGUUAGUAGCAAUGUUUCAAUAAUCAUUAUUUGUUGCUAUCAAUAAUCUGUAAAAUGCGUGCAUAUACAAAUGUACCUAUGUGAUUUCUUAUACAAAAGCAUCAUUGUCUAUGAAUAAAACACAUAAAAACGAAAAGAACGUAUAUUUAUUUCAGGAGAUAAAAUCUAAUUAUUGGGAACAAAUGUGAAAAGAUAUAUUCACCAGCGGGCGUUAAACAGAUAAAUAAUCUAUGACCAAAUCAUUAUAUUUGACAUGGUAUGUUUACCCCUCCUAGGCACCUGAUCCCACCUCUGGUAUUACUCUCUAUUUUGUAUUCCCUAUAGGAAUUAUGAGAUUGGUCACUGCUCGUUAUCUUCACCAUUCAUUGUAAGACGCACACUUUCGACACAUGUGUCUAUCUACAACAUGUAGAUUUACAUAUUUGUAGUCUCUCAUUGCAAGAGGAGAUAUGGGAAAGAGAUCACCCAUUCGUGUGUAGGUGAGCAUGUGUGCAAGUGUAACAUUGAGUUUGUAGACAAUCUACACGACACAUUUUUUGUUCUGUUCAUUUGUUCUCAUAAUGCUUUGUUAUCAAAAGACAAAAAUCACUGUCAAUGUCGAGUUCAAAGCAGGACUUCAUAUACGACUUAAAUUACGAGGAGAUAGGCGCCGCUUUGCGGAGCUCUUGUUUGAAAUAGAUACAUGUAUUUACGUAUCUGCUUGUAUUAAUGCACACACAUUUGCUUGGUAUAAAUAUGUGGAUAUUUGCUUGUAAUGAAUAUGUGGAUGUUUGCUCGUGAUAAAUAUGCACACACUGGCUUAAAGUAUGUACACGUAUAUACACAUUUGCUGAUAAUAAAUAUGCAUACAUUUGCUAAUUACGCUUUCACUAUACUAUUAC